Symbiodinium natans is the source of this 3234-nucleotide messenger RNA. The record is from the annotation of a GenBank genome assembly. Lineage: Eukaryota; Dinophyceae; Suessiales; Symbiodiniaceae.
AUGGCAAGCAUUGAUGAGACGCUUAGGGAGGCUAUCGAUCAGUAUGUGGAUGCUGAUUUGAUAACCGAUGAGCUCAAAGAGGUGACGCUUAAAAAAGUUUUGGAAGCUUUGGAUGCCAAGCGCAUCGAGCUGCUGGACAUUGUCCUUCACUUGGAGAAGGUGAUGAAUGAUGCCAGCAAUCCGACUGGACGUAGGCAUGCGAUUCAAUUUCUAGCGGAGUGCCUCAGAGACGUGGCACAGCUCAAGAUGAACUUCAAGCAUGUGGAGACGUUUGCCAGCUUCUUCUCUUCCAAGCUGAGCGAUUGGCAGUGCGUAGAGGGCGCUGUCGGCGGAAUUCUGGCUCUGCUGCGGCGGCAGGGAGCGUUAGUGCGUACUCUGAAGAAGGAGUUGCCGGACGGAGCCGAGGAGCCGCUUGCCUUGUACCUGGCGCGAUCAAUCUUCAAGGAGGUUCACACGCCUUCCCACACGCAGGCUGUUAGAAAAAUGGUGCUGGACACAGCCAUCCUCCUCAUGGAAGAAUGGCAGUCAGACCUGGCCAUGCUUGGGCCACAGCUUGGCGAGGGCGUGGCAGCCACCAUUGAGGAAGAGCGAGAUCCCCGAAAUUUGCUGGUGUCUUUCAUAGUCGUGAAGAAGGCCUUCCAAGAUUUCCCACCAGAGUGCAUCACCAAUGAAGCAGUCAUCACGCUGUUUGAGACACUUUCGUCAUACUUCCCGAUCACGUUUGAGCCCCCAAAGGGCGACAAGAUUGGCAUUACAGGGGAAGAUCUUCGCCAAGGUUUGUCACAGGCGCUGUGUUCCAGCGAUCGAUUGGCGAGCUAUGUUGUGCCUUUCCUUCUUGAUGCAAGCAAGGACAUCGAGGCGGACAGCGACGCCACAGUCGAACAAGCCAUGAGCACACUGCAGUUUUGCCUGGAGAAGUAUGGGCCACAAACCGCACAGAAGUUCCUCAAGGACAUCAUAGCCACCGCCAGAGACCAGGUGUGCCGCACAAAGACGACAUGCGGGUCGGAGUUCUGUGCUGCAGUCACCAAAGCUUUGCAGAUUGCCAUGAAAGAUGUCCCCGCCGGCUUGCAUCCCCAUUGGUUAUCAAAGGAUGUAUCUCCGGAAUUGAAGGAGAUUGCAGAGGAUGCUUCCCGAGGCCGCAUGUCUUUGGCUUCUGACGGUGCUCGUCAGCUUCUGCUUGCCAUGGCCCGGGCACACCGAGUGAUGUUUGAGUGCACAUGGCGGCCAAUCAUGGAUGCAUUUCUUGUACCACCCAAGCCUGAAAGUACCGAAAGCGCCUUCGGCGUCGAUGCACUGUCCUUCCUGGUGGACCUCCUUCUGAUGAGGCCCAAGGGCAGCCUCUCGCCUAAGCAGCUGCAGCCAGCGCUGGCUGGAUCCCUCGCGAGCCUUCUCUCCAUACACCCGUACAGAGAAGCUGGUGACGACGAGAUGCAAAGCGAAAGACCAAAGAUGUUCUGCAAGGCGGUGGAGCUGGUUGGGCACCUGUCCCUUGGCGUGGGCGAUGGCAACUCAAAAGAAGCAUUUAUGGCUCUGAGGGAUGCGCUGCUUGGUGGUGGGUCGAAUGGUGACGGAGGAAGUCACGCUGCCUGGGCACAGACAUGGUAUGCAGAGUUGUCGGUGAAACCAGCCACCGACAAGUGCGUGGCAUCGUUGGUAGAUGUCGUAUGCAAACUUGUCGCCAGCCAGCCAGGCAGAGCAACUGAAUUUGCCAAAUCGCUGCAGAAUGUUACGCUGAAUGCGUCACCGUGGCUCCCAUAUGUGCUUCCGAAGCUGCUGGCCUACACAGCAAUGAGCCUGGCAAAAGCCAAGCAAGCUCAGCCGGACCAGCACGAAGGAGCAGAAGACCUCAGCAGCAAGUUGCUGCAGCGUGCAGCCACAAUCUUCAAGCAGCAUGGAAGCGGGCACUUCGAGGUCUUGGGAGCUUUUGCUGAUGCGCUCGAGGCGCCGGGCGACUGCAGCUGGGUUUCGGAGCAGCUCGCGAAAGCUCUUGGAUUGCCAGACACCAUCCCAGAGCUCGUGGAGGGUUUGUCGACGGAUCUGGAGGGAGGAAGCUUGCCUUCUGUUGACACCGUCCUGCGGCGUGCGGAGGCUUCUCGGCGCUUCAUGCGCGUGCUCUGCCGCCACUUGCCUGAGCAGCAGGCUACGGCUGUGCAACGUCGUCUGCUGGAGUCGGUGGCGCUGAGCUCGUACAACGUGCUGGCCAACUGCACGGCGUUACUGCCCGGUGUGCUGCCUCAAGCUGCGGGGCAUAGCUGGAGUUUUUGUCGCAAGACGAUGCCUGCAGUGUGCCGCCUGGCUUCUGGGGCUGACCCAGACCUUGUCAACUCGCCAGGUGCAGAGGCCCUUGCCCUGCAGGCCCUGGAGUCCUUGGUCGAGUCCUGCCCAGACGAUGAGGUGACGGCACUGCUGCAGAACUUCCGGGAAACUUUCGGGCAAUUGCUGAGAGGCCAGAGCUCGGGGAGUGAUCGUGCCAGCCGGGGUGCGGCAACGUGCUGGGCCUCUGCCACGGCGGCACUGCUGCGACGGGGCAGUUGCUCCGAACAGGCUGGCAGCUUUCUCGAAGCCCUCCUGCAAGCCUUGGACGAGGAAGCCCCCGUAGGGCCGCACGUUCCGGCAGCUUUUCGGGUUUUGGCACCGGUGAAGGUGGACCCGGCGAAACAAGCCAGAGCCACACUUCCACCCAUCGCUUUGCAGCAGCUCUCACGAACAGUUCUGCCAUCUUUGGUGAAAAGAGCAAAGGCCCUGGGCGGUGCUGCCUGGGCCCGGCGGGCAGCUUUAGAGAGCGCUGUGGCUUUGCUGGCGGCGCUGUCUGUGGAGGUUGCUUGUGGCGACUGCAGUGACGAAGUACGGUGGUGCACGCUGACUGGGCUUAAGCGCUUGAAAGAAAGCGCGCCAGCUGCAAAUGCUGAGCAGGGCGGCAUCUUCGCGGUGCAGGUCCUGCAGCUCCUGGUGCGCGCCAUCCAGCAGAAAGAAUCCUGGGUUGAGGACGAGCUUCACUCCAUAGUCGGUCCGCUGUGCGAGCUCUGCGGCGCCCACUGCAAACCAUUGGUGCGGCUCGGGUGCUUUCAGGUUCUUAUGGCGUUGAUCCAGCAGGCUUUCGGCCACCUGUCUCCUUUCAAAAAGGAGAUUCAGGCUGGCUGCAAGAGGGGCGUGGAGGAUCGAUGCAGAGAGGUCAGACUACUGGCUGUUGCAACGCUGAACACCUGGCACUGCAUCGGGGCGCAGACCUGA